AUGGCUGCCUAUGACGAACAGCUCCCGCCGCUGCCACCAAAGCACACCGACGGGCCCGUCGGCCACCACACCCCAACCUCGCUUGCGCCGAUCGCAAUAGGGCUCAGGCCUCCCGACGACGGCCGCGGCAGCCUCCCCUCCACGCCGAACACCCCGCUCUCGCCUGUCGAUGGCCCGACCAAAAGCAAGAAGGCGAAUCCGCUCGUCGAUCUCAUAGAAACGGAGAGGGUCUACGUCGACCAGCUCACCGGAAUCAUACGGAAAGUCGCGUCAGCAUGGUCCAAAUCCAAUCUACCACCGCCGGAGCUAGAUGCCAUGUUUCGCGGCGUUGAGGGCAUAUUCAAGGCGAAUCGCGGAUUGCUCGCGAAACUUAACGACAUCGGGCCCAACCCAUCCUCGCCGAAAGCACUAGGUGAUCUACUCAUGCGAUGGAUCGAAGACCUCGAGGGACCCUACACCAACUACUGCUCUAAAUUCCGCACCGGAUUCGACCGCUGGUCCUCCCUUGCACCCGCUACCCGCCUUCCCUCCGUGCUCGCUGCCUUUUCCGCCUCCAAUCCGCCUCCUCUUCCACCUGAUUCACCUCCUCAUUACCAUCCUUCCGAGCCGCCCCUUUGGACGCUCGACGCGCUCUUCCUCCUUCCGCGCGGACGGAUAAAGUAUUACCGCAAGCUUUACGGCAGGCUGCUGAAAAGUACCAUGCCUGGACGGAGUGAUCACAAGCUACUUCAGGGAGCGGUGGAGAAGCUAGAUGAACUGCUAGCACUGCUGGAUCAGAGGAUGGAGUUGGAUGUUGCUGCGGUGCAGCAACCCGCUAUGAACCAUAAUCUGGGAGACACAGAGGACGAGGUUGUAAUCGAUAUGAGGGCAAGGGAUUCGACGAGUGUCUCAUCAAAGCAGGGACAAUUCAACGUUGCGAGAUCCUCGGGAGAGACAGCGCAAUCAUACGAUAGAAUGUCCUCUUCGACCAUGAACAUGCCCAUCACCGACCUGGAACGCCGUCUAUCGACAGAACGUUGCUUGGAUAUCUUCACCAUGAAACCCAAGCAAGUUCGCCUGCAAAUAGCUCCUCCCUCUCUGACCUUCAGCCGGGAGAUCCUUGUUUCUGCCGACGUUGCGAUUGAGCUCACACCUCGCUCUACCGGGAUACCAGUCGUCCACCAACAUGGACAUAUCUUCAUUCUCACCGACCUCUUCCUUGUCUGCGAGAGGACGUCUGUUAAUCCCGAUGGCGCCGAUAUGUUUUUACUCUAUCCGCCAUUAGCCGGAAAGCAUCUUCGCACAAGCAAAGUGGCCGAUUCAGAUGCGGCACUCGCUGUGACCAUCAUGAAGAAAGAGACGCUCACGAUUCACGCCGACUCGCGCCGAACUCGGGAUCUACUUCUCAAAGAGUUCGAUGAUUGCAUCAGCUUCGCAGCCAACAUGGCAAAGCCGCCGCCGCCUCCUAUGCCGCCUCUCAGCACGAUUCCCAGGCCUUCCACAUAUGUCGCGACACCUUCUAGUGGCCCUGUGUCAGCCGAACCCUCCGAGCGGUCAUCUGAACGUAGCUUUUCUCCCCCUGGUUCAAGUGUAGGCAGAAUGGCGUCCCCCUCAAGCAGAAUCGCUUCGCCCACUUCGGGUUCAAUGUAUACAGAGGAAAGGAGAUGGAGUCCGCCUCAGCGAUCCACCUCGAGAGGAGCGGAAAUUAUGCAACCACUCGCCAUGCGCCCUGGUCCUCCCCCAAUGUUAGGCAUGAGCGGUCCCCAGCGAAGUCCCAUGUCCCCUGAAGGCCGAGCUCCCGGUAUGAGCCCUCUAAACGCCCCGCCAUCAGGAGCUCCUAUAGGCGACACGAAUGAGCGGCCAAGUUUGCCACGGAACUCUAGCGAGGCUUUCGGCGGGGGUGUUCCUGGCAUGGAAAGGGCGGAGUCACUGGGUGGUGGACGGCCAAGCCCAUCGGCACAAAUGGGAGGUCCUCCCCCGCCACCGAAGGGUUUUGGUCCUGGGCAGAUCAUACCUGGUGGACCGGGGUCGAUGGGACCUAAUGGCCCCAUUCCAGUUCCUGGUCAAGGUCCUAUAGGACCCGGCUCUUUCAUCCCACCUCCACGCAGUACAAGCGCAGGAGCAGGACCGUAUGGCCCUGGAAGACCCCCACCGGGCGCCGCGCUGCCCUUCAUUCCGGGAGGCCCGCCGGGGCCCAUACCGGCCGGACCUUCCUCGCAGCAGAUGGGAGUGCCUCCACCUCGUCCUGGGCCCAAUAUGAUGAUCCCCGGACCCGGUGCUAGAUCGGGUCCACCGUACGGUCCUGGUCCCGGACCCGGGCCGAAUGGCGUAUCGUACCCUGGUCCUGGAAGCUCCAACGGACAAAAUUUGCUUCGGAAAUCGAGUUCUUCGAGCGCGUUGGCCUCCCAGUUCGAGCGAAACGCUCUCAACGCUCCUCGCCCGCCCAUACCAGUCAUCCCUCCAGCCAGUUUCCCGACAAAUCCUAGCCUCGCUGAAUCCGUUGGGUCUUUGCCUCCGCCAUCGCGCCCCCUCCUUCCUUCCGCCAACAACGCUCGAGCGGCAUCGAUGGCCGGUAGCGGCGGAGCUUCUAGUUCAUACGAGGACGAACUCAGCCCGCCUGCAUCCCCGGUCCUGCAAGCUGCGCAGGGUCCUACGACAUCCGCCAUCACCGCGCAGAUGAAGUGCAAGGUCUUCUUACAGCAGCAGCACGCCCAAUGGAAGUCCCUAGGCUCAGCCAAGCUAAAGCUUUACCAUGAAAGUCCCACGAAUGUGAAGCAACUCGUCGUCGAGGCGGAGGACAAGAAACGCUCGACACUUAUUUCCACUAUUGUACUCACAGAUGGGGUUGAAAGGGUUGGCAAGACGGGCGUCGCGGUGGAGCUGAGCGAUAACGGGCAGCGAACGGGCAUCGUCUACAUGUUACAACUGCGGAACGAAAGCAGUGCAGGGGGAUUGUUCGACAGUCUCCUCGCGGGUUCAGAUAGGGCUCAUCAAUGACGGCUGUAAAUGGGACAAAAGCUUGGUUUUUUUUCCUUUGCAUGCACAAUAUUCACUUGGUACUUUAGCAUUCGUUUAUUGGGUAGUAGAAGAUAUGCCGACUACUAACCGCUCUCUCCUACGCCGCCGCACUCAUGUACUCCUGAUUGUCGAGACGAACAGUAGACAAUCUAACGAUUUUCAAUCUACC
Molecule: messenger RNA, 3166 nt
Organism: Punctularia strigosozonata HHB-11173 SS5
Lineage: Eukaryota; Fungi; Basidiomycota; Agaricomycetes; Corticiales; Punctulariaceae
Exons: 8
Coding region: 1-2976 (991 amino acids)
Molecular function (GO): guanyl-nucleotide exchange factor activity
Source: RefSeq, a predicted model, not a curated record